GUCGAAUCCACAUCUUCAACACAAAUGGUUGGAGUCUGCUAUUCUGCUAUUACCUUCAUUGAGAUUGGGAAUGCCUUGACUUGGCAGAAGAGUCAUCGAUAGUUUUCAUCAUGUAUUGAACGUUUGUCAUUCUUCCGCACUGUGAUAGUCCGGGCCAUUCAUUGUUGCUUCUCCACCAAAUGGCUAUCGAUGACUCCUCAAUCCAUCUUUCUGGCGGCUCUGGUGUUCUCCACUUUGUAGUAUAAUAGAGUUCACCUUCCCCUCAUUUUCUUCACUUCGCUGUUCAUAUCUACACUUCAUUACUUAAAGCGAUUGUCGUCAAACUUAUCAUCAUGGGAGAAUUGGAUACCAAGCUCGGGGAAGUUUCCCUUAAUGACUCAAACACAUACAAAGCAACGCCUUUUGGCAAAGAAAUGGCCAAGCACUUUCUUUUCGAGCCAGGAUGGAGGAAUUUGAAUCAUGGUUCUUUUGGCACUAUUCCUCGUGCCAUCCGUGAAAAGCAAAGACAGUAUCAAGAUGCUUCGGAAGCUCGUCCAGAUGAGUUUAUCCGAUAUACGUACCCUCGAACUCUCGAUGAGUCACGAGAAGCGUUGGGAAAGCUUCUCAAUGUUCCGACUGACACUGUGGUCUUCGUGCCAAAUGCGACUACUGGAAUCAACACUGUAUUGAGGAAUUUAGCGUGGAAUGAGGAUGGAAAAGACGAAGUUCUCUAUUUUUCUACAAUAUAUGGUGCUUGUGGUUUGACGAUCAGAUAUGUUUCAGAGGCUAGUCGCGGCCUGGUCCAACCCAGACAGAUUACUUUCCAAUAUCCCAUCGAGGAUGAUGAACUCGUUGGAUUAUUCGAGAAGGCAAUUGAGGCUUCAAAGGCCGAAGGCAAACGUCCUCGAGCUGCUGUAUUCGAUGUAGUAGGAUCACUUCCUGGAUUGAGAGUUCCUUACGAAAGAUACAUCGAGAUCUGCAAAAGGGAAAGCAUGUAUUCCAUCGUUGACGGAGCCCACGGGAUCGGUCACGUUUCACUCGAUCUAUCAAAGCUUGAUCCUGAUUUCUUCGUCAGCAAUUGUCACAAGUGGCUCUUUGUCCCAAGAGGCUGUGCCGUAUUUUACGUUCCAGAACGAAACCAAGAUCUAAUGAGAACAACCUUACCGACAUCACAUGGUUUUGUUCCUAAAGGGUCUAGGCCAUUCAAUCCGUUACCGCCAAGCGCCAAGAGCGUGUUUGUCAAUCAAUUUGAAUUUGUCGGUACGAUUGACAACAGCAGUUAUCUGUGCACUACUGAAGCAAUCAAAUGGCGCCAAGAAGUUUGUGGUGGUGAAAAAGCCAUCAUGGAUUACUGUAGUGGUUUGUCACGAGAAGGUGGUAAAGCUAUCGCAAAGAUUCUGGGUACUAAGGUUCUGGAUAAUAGUACCAAUACAUUGACAGAUUGUUGCCUUGUCAAUGUAUUACUGCCAUUGGAAAUCGGAACAUGCAAUAUCGAAGCAUUCUUCAAGAUCAAUGAAGAUACCAAAAUGCAAGCUCACCAAUGGAUGUUGGAAACAUUGAUAAAAGAUUAUAAAACAUUUAUCGCCAUAGCAGUCUUGGACGACAAAUGGUGGGCUAGAUUAAGUGGGCAAGUAUAUCUCGAAAUGGAAGAUUUUGAGUGGGCUGGCCACGCACUUAAAGAACUGUGCGCACGAGUUGGGGAUGGCGAGUAUUUGAAGAAGGAAAAAUAAACAUAUUUCUAACCAUCCUAUGACUUUUUCAGAAUUAAAACGGGGGGUUGGAUGGUGGGUGAAACAUCAGAAUAGUAGUUUGAGCUUUGGUGCGAUUUUGGCGUGGUCAGACUCUGAAAUCGGCCCCUGUAUGCUUCGGUCCCGGUUUAUCAAUUAUCUUUUUACCUCUGUCUUCAAUACCUUUCCA
This is a messenger RNA of Botrytis cinerea B05.10, 1896 nucleotides long. RefSeq lists its product as hypothetical. NCBI's taxonomy places the organism in Eukaryota, Fungi, Ascomycota, Leotiomycetes, Helotiales, Sclerotiniaceae. Bases 333 to 1709 code for a protein of 458 amino acids. The record is from RefSeq and is a predicted model, not a curated record. The transcript is spliced from 4 exons.